GAUGUGCUUAGACACAAAACUCAAAAUGUAUUCCCAAUUACAAAUAUCAAGAAAUCCACAGUUUCGGUUAAAUAUUGUACACCAAACACUAAGGUCUUUUAAAUAUUGAACACCAAACACUUAGUUCUUUUAAAUCAUGGAUCGUCCGGGCGUAGUCCUGGUUAGCCAGUAUCGUCAGCGUCCCUGGAUGACAGAGACUGGAGCUGCUAUGGGGCUGUGCGGGGAUAAGGGUCUUAAAAGCAUUAUGGCCGGCGCAGCUGCGGGUGUUAUAGAGAUCUGCAUCACAUAUCCAACUGAGUUUGUGAAAACCCAGCUCCAGCUGGACGAGAAGGGAGCAAACAAAUACACCGGUAGCCUCGACUGCGUAAAGAAAACAGUGCAGCAGAAAGGAUUCUUUGGGCUCUACCGCGGUCUCAGUGUCCUACUCUACGGCAGCGUUCCCAAGACGGCGUCAAGGUUUGCGGUCUUUGAGUGCCUAAAAGCGAAUUCUGUGGACUCCAAGGGACAACUAAGCGGCACUGCCAAGCUACUAUGUGGCUUGGGUGCUGGAGUUGCCGAGGGCAUUGUAGCAGUCACCCCGAUGGAGACCAUCAAAACGAAAUUCAUCAAUGACCAGCGCAGUCCCAAUCCAAAGUUUAAGGGCUUUUUCAACGGAGUGGGACAGAUCAUCAAAACGGACGGCAUCAAAGGCAUCUACCAGGGCCUUACAGCCACCGUUCUAAAGCAGGGCUCCAACCAGGCCAUCCGAUUCUUUGGGCUGGAGACACUCAAGGAUCUAUACAAGGGCGAUGAUCCGAAAAAGCCGGUGCCCAAGUUGCUGGUGGGUGUGUUCGGUACCAUUGCCGGGGCUGCUUCUGUGUUGGGAAACAACCCCCUGGAUGUGAUCAAGACGCGAAUGCAGAGCCUUGAGGCCUCCAAGUACAAAAACACCGCCCACUGUGCGAAAAUGAUUCUCCAGAACGAAGGUCCCGCUGCCUUCUACAAGGGCACAAUACCGCGGUUAAGCCGCAUGUGGAUUGAAGGUGGCUUAACGUUCAUGGUCUUUGACACUUUCAUGGAGCUGUUUGAUAAGUUGUGGUAAUAGUCUUUAAAUUGCGUUUCUCAAGUGUCCCAAGUGUGUAGUUCUCAUCUGAUCGGCUCUUUUGUUUCAAUAGUUUUUAUGUUCCUUGACAAUUACUUCCCGUAAACAUAUAAAGAACAUGUAUUUUAUAA
This is a messenger RNA of Drosophila kikkawai, 1212 nucleotides long. It is a transcript of the gene sea, whose product is annotated as mitochondrial citrate transporter scheggia. NCBI's taxonomy places the organism in Eukaryota, Metazoa, Arthropoda, Insecta, Diptera, Drosophilidae. The record is from RefSeq and is a predicted model, not a curated record. Gene Ontology annotation, cellular component: mitochondrion. Gene Ontology annotation, biological process: mitochondrial citrate transmembrane transport. Gene Ontology annotation, molecular function: citrate secondary active transmembrane transporter activity.